This is a messenger RNA of Camellia sinensis, 1470 nucleotides long. NCBI's taxonomy places the organism in Eukaryota, Viridiplantae, Streptophyta, Magnoliopsida, Ericales, Theaceae. The record is from RefSeq and is a predicted model, not a curated record.
AUGGACCUCAUCAUCGCCUUCGAUUGGGCUUCUCGAAAUCUUCACAGGCAUAGAGCCGCGGCGAUGUGGAAGAGCCACAGGAGGCGCAACGCGGCACCUCGUUGGGAUAAUGGGACUAAAUGGUGCAUAAGAAAACUUGUAGGACUAAAUGGUUUAGCUUUCUACCAUAUAGGAUUUACUGUUCCUCCUCCUCGCCGUUGUGCUACUCUGCAACUCCUUCCAACAACCCACGACGUUACUGUGAAGCAUUUUGAAAACCUUGUUUACAUUCGUGUAAAGGGUGAAUCUUCCUCCGUACAACAAUUAAUUGGGCACACUGAAUCAAACAAUGACAGGGGCUUACUUAUGAAAGAAGUCAAGGAUGGGGUUCGCAAGGAAGAAGAGAUGAAGAUCGAAGCUGCAGUUGGAUUUCGGCAGAAGUUGAUAGUUGGUCACAAUUGCUUUCUUGAUAUUGCGCACAUAUAUAGCAAAUUUUUAGGUUCUCUUCCUUCGACUGCUGAAGAAUAUGUCUCUUCUGUUCACAAAUACUUUCCAUACAUCAAUGACACAAAAGUACUUUUAAAUGCAAAUGAUGUACUUAGAGCUAUGAUGAAGAAGGGCAGCACAUCACUGUCCAAAGCAUUUGCCUUCUUGUGUCCAGAAAUUGCUUCGAGUGUCGAAGGAUCUAGAUUGGGUCUCAAGCCACAUGUUAACAUCGAGGUUCAAGUGGAUGACAGCAGGUCCUCGAACUGGAACUCUGGAGCUAAGCAUGAAGCUGGCUAUGAUGCUUUUAUGACGGGUUGUAUUUUUGCCCAAGUAUGCAGUCAUCCUGGGUUCAAUUUCAAGCUUCAUCCACCCUUCACAAAUUUGACCCAUGAUGAGAAGCUCCAAAAGCACAUUAAUCUUCUUUAUUUAAGCUGGAUUAACAGUGACAUUAUUGAUCUGAGGACUGGUAAGCAGACUGCAGAGUCUUCAUAUAACAGCCUAAAAUUUAGGUAUCCGAAGAUUGUCUUUUCAAAUAUUUGUUUAAUUUGGGGAUUUCCAUCCAAACUCAAGGCAAGGGAGAUUAGGGAAUGCAUCUCUAAAGUCUUUGGCCCAAGCUCGGUUUCUUCCAUCUAUCACUUAGAUGAAACUGCUGUGUUUGUUCAGUUUAGUAAAGAAGAAUAUGUCUCUGUUUUUCUGGAGUUGAAGGAAACCUUGGAAAGAAACAAUGAUCCAAGCUCGGUUUUGCAUCCGCUCUCGAAACUCCUGGAAGGUGGAAACACUCGAGCUUCCAGUUACGAGUUCUAUAAAGAGAUUUGCAGUUCAUCGAUUUCGAAAGUAUUGUUUGCUGAUCAGGCGGAGUCAAUUGGUAUUAAAUGGAAGACCAAAUUGUUGGGAGAAAAUGAAAUGGCUUCUUUUCGAAAUUCUACCGGCGAAAGUGAGUCGGGAAGGAUGAACAGUGUGAUAGAUGAUCUAUCGUGCAGCCAUUUCUUGGUUGACCUUUGCUAG